Coccinella septempunctata (seven-spotted ladybird) is the source of this 1838-nucleotide messenger RNA. RefSeq names its product ero1-like protein (gene Ero1L). Gene Ontology annotation, molecular function: FAD binding; thiol oxidase activity; protein-disulfide reductase activity. The coding region runs from base 234 to 1577 and encodes 447 amino acids. The record is from RefSeq and is a predicted model, not a curated record. Gene Ontology annotation, biological process: protein folding in endoplasmic reticulum. NCBI's taxonomy places the organism in Eukaryota, Metazoa, Arthropoda, Insecta, Coleoptera, Coccinellidae. The transcript is spliced from 9 exons. Gene Ontology annotation, cellular component: endoplasmic reticulum; endoplasmic reticulum membrane.
GUCAACACCAACUAUGAUCAGUGUGAUCGCACUGCUCACAGAAAUGAUUGGAUCUGAUCAGUUGUCAAACAGAUUCAAAUUUUGGCGUACUUAAUCAAUUAAUUUUGAUUAUGGAGUUUUUCCUAUUUUCUCAUGAGUCGUUACUUAAAGAUAAACAAAAUCACUGGUUCUGAAAGCCUCUCUCAAGUAAUCAUGAGAAAUCCACGUUAUUAAUAGGAGUAAUAUAAAUUAUUAUGAAGAAACUACUCGUUCUUUUGAUUUUCUUAAAAUUAUCGCUAUGUUAUUUUGGCUCACAGGAAGAUGAUGACUGUUUUUGUCAGUUGCAGGGUAAAAUAGAUGAUUGCACAUGCAAUGUAGAUACUGUAGAUCAUUUCAAUAAUGUUAAAAUUUAUCCAAGACUGCGUAGUCUUCUUCAAAAGGAUUACUUUCGGUUCUUCAAAGUGAAUUUAUUCAAAAAAUGUCCUUUCUGGCAAGAUUAUAGCCAGUGCGGAAUAAUAUAUUGCCAUGUGGAACCUUGUAAGGAAAAUGAAGUUCCAUUGGGGUUGAAAGAAAAAGAUGGUAAAAGGUUUGGAGUUGAAAAUAAGUAUGUUAAAGAUGCCGAUUGUAAGCAUGGGGUGGAUGAUAAAUUAGGAGAGAUUAAUACCACGAUCAGUGAUCAAGCUCGGGAAGAUUUCGCUCUGUGGAGUGCAUAUGAUGAUGCUCAGGAAAAUUUUUGCCUUUUGGAUGAUUUUGAUGAAGAUUCAAAUUAUGUAGAUUUACUUCUCAACCCAGAAAGGUAUACAGGUUAUAAAGGAGAAUCUGCUCAUCACAUAUGGCAAACUAUUUAUCUAGAAAAUUGCUUUAGGCCAAAUGGACAGCUAAACUCAUAUAUUCAUAGUCACUCUUUGAAUAAUAUGUGCUUAGAAGAAAGGGUGUUUUACAGAGCCAUUUCUGGUCUUCAUGCAAGUAUUAAUAUACAUGUUUGCGCCAAAUAUCUCUUGCAAGAAUCAAGUUUCAAAAAUCCACAGGGUGAAUGGGGUCAUAAUUUAAAGGAAUUCCACAAGAAAUUCUCCCCUGAAAUGACAAAUGGUCAAGGGCCCUCCUGGCUUCGUAACUUAUACUUCUUGUAUCUCUUAGAAUUAAGGGCACUUCAGAAAGCAUCGUCCUAUUUGGAAAAGGAAGAGUUCUACACUGGAAAUGAAUCUGAAGACUGGGAUACCAGAUUUGCCAUAAAAGAUUUACUUACUAUUGUUCGUAAUUUUCCUCACCAUUUUGAUGAAUCUACAAUGUUUGCAGGACACAAACAGAAUCAAAAGUUGAAGCAUGAAUUCAAGCAGCAUUUCAGAAAUAUAUCGUCCAUAAUGGAUUGUGUAGGUUGUGAAAAAUGUAAGCUUUGGGGAAAACUGCAGGUUCAGGGUUUGGGAACUGCUCUCAAAAUCCUCUUUUCUGGAAAAUUUGAUAAUGCUGAAAUGGAGGAAGGUACUUCAAAGAAAAAUUUUCAGCUUCUCAGAACUGAAAUUGUGGCUCUCUUGAAUAGUAUUGGAAGGUUAUCUACUAGCAUUUAUGAACUUGAUGAGUUUCGAUUCAUACUACGAUGAAGGCAAAACCAUCCAUCAUCUUUUCAUUUCAAGCUUAUAACAAAGAUGGAAAUUCAAUUGAGAAAGAUUAGAGGAAAAAACGUAUAUUAGUUGUAUAUUAUUUCUUUCAGAAGUGGUACUAAGAACUUGAGACUUAAAAAUCUUGAAAAAGACAGUGGAUAUGAAAUGAUCACAUCACUAUUUUUAUAUUUUUGUAAAUGUCUGGUAGAAAAAUACUAUUUCUUUAAUGUCAUGUCUGUGGAAUAAAAAAUUUUGAAGCUU